AUGGAUGGGGUCUCUCUAAGGAUGCCACAGGCUGUCUCACAGGAAGUCAAAGAAGAUGUCAAAGUCAUCACUGAUUAUCUCAACAUACUGCAGGACACAGAGUAUGACUUCUGCCUGGAGAACUGGGUGCUAACAGGGCUGCAAAGUGGCGUCACCAGUCAUCAUCGGCCUCAGCUCUCUUCCUCCUCAUCCGGACUGCUGCCAUCCUGUCCUCCAUACUGGAUGAUGUUUAGCAGCACUCAGCAGAGCUGUGUGGCAAACCUACAUAGCUCUUACUUCUGGGAGCCCAACCCUCGACAACGCUCCCACAGCCUCAACGCUGAUAUAAUGCGCACCAAGCGUACCAUCUCAGAUUCUGAAAAUGAAGGGGAAAGCAUGGCCCAGAAUUCAAAAACAUAUGUGUCAAUGACAGUCCACCCAAAUAAAGCUGCUUCACGCCAGCGUGGUCAUCAGAAAGCGUUUAUUGCAGACCUGAUGAACCCUCCAGCCUGUUUGAGCAGUCUGCCACACCAGCGCAGGAAGAGUCUACGACAGUGCUCCCUGUCUGUGCUGGAGAUGUCCUCACAACUUGAUCCAAAUGAAGACAACCAAGCGCAGAGUCUGUUCUCACACAGAAUCCUUCACACCAAGACCCCCAACACCAUAGUUUCCAAUUCUGCAAUCACCAUCCGAGUUCCCAACAGCAGAGCUAAUACAGUCCAAAUGCUGUCCAGCAUUACUAACUACAGCACAAUGAAAUCUCCCAAUCCAGAUUCCUGUGUGAACCCACCUGUGACCUUGAGCCCCAGAGGUAUCACCUCAUCUGGUUCAGACUCGCCAGCAGAGCUACUGUCAGUUCUGAGCCCAGAGGAGAGAGAGCUACUGGGGACCAUCACAGCCCAGGGCUACCCUGUCCAUACUGCCAUCAUUGCUCUUCAGAGGACAGGUCGGCAGAGCCCAGAUCAGAUCUUAAGUUACCUGGUAGCAUGUGACCACCUGUGUCAGCUGGGUUAUGACAUGGCUGAGGUAGAAGAGGCUCUGGAGAUGUUUCAAAACUGUGAGACAAAGGUGGGACAUUCAAAGAGCCACAGCAUCUCCUUUAAUCAUAUUAGAGACAACAAGACAUUACACAUGUAAUCAAUAUAUGAUCUCUCCUUCUUGAGGCGGAGGAGUUCCUUCAUUUGCUGAGUCAGUUCAAUGAGAUGGGCUUCCAGCAGAACACCAUCAAAGAGGUACUGCUGGUCCACGAGAACCACAGAGAACGAGCCCUCGAGGAGCUGA
This is a messenger RNA of Limanda limanda (common dab), 1260 nucleotides long. It is a transcript of the gene ubap1lb, whose product is annotated as ubiquitin associated protein 1-like b. Gene Ontology annotation, cellular component: ESCRT I complex. Lineage: Eukaryota; Metazoa; Chordata; Actinopteri; Pleuronectiformes; Pleuronectidae. Gene Ontology annotation, molecular function: ubiquitin binding. Gene Ontology annotation, biological process: ubiquitin-dependent protein catabolic process via the multivesicular body sorting pathway. The record is from RefSeq and is a predicted model, not a curated record.